AUGGCCUCAGAAGAGGCAAUUCCGCCUGACGAUGCUCUUGUUCCAGAAACUGAAACUGAAUCGACUCAUCGUGGCUCUGCAAGUACCAUCACGGGACGCAGAAGCUCCACGAUGUCUGACCUUGCCCCAGCACGAUCCAAUUCACUACAUCCAUCCCGCUCAAGGUCUUCUACGGCUAGUGGAUUUUUAAAUUUCAUCUAUAACGGUUCCAAAACGGGACUUGUUCCUGAAAAACAGGAAAAGAAUAGGUUUGUGUCAUUAUUCAGACUCUUGAUCCUAGAGCUCAAUCUACCGAAACCUGGCCAUAGCAAACAGAAAGACUUGAGGCAUGAAGAAGAGCAGAAACAAGCCUAUGAACAGCUCACUAAUAUGGUCAAAGUUCCGUUAUAUUUAGAAAGGUUUAUAAUAUUUGGGCUUUUAGUUUGUCUCAACUCCUUUCUUACACUUUUUACAUUGGUUCCCCUAAAGAUCAUCAUCAUUUGCUACACUGCAUUCGCCGAUUUCGUCACUAAUCUUUCUCAGACAGGCAAAUCUGACUUUAGCAUAUUUACAAGAAAGCUUCAUUUUAUUAAGAGAGACCUCAUUAAUGUUUUUGUGAUUAUCUCCACUGUGGCUUUGCUUUCUUCUCCAAGGGUCGAGGUAUCCCGUCUCUACCACGAUGUCAGAGGCCAAGCUCACCUUAAGUUGUACGUUAUCUUUGGUGUUCUAGAAGUGUUGGACAAAUUGCUUUCUUCCAUUGGACAGGAAAUCUUUACAGUUCUUGUUGGCAUCCCUGUCACCAACACAAGUUUCAGAAAUAUGAGCAAAUUGACUUUGUUUAUCGUCAUUUCACUCAUAUACUCUGUCAGCCACUCAUAUGUCUUGAUCUAUCAGUCUGUGUCGCUUCAUGUUGCUGCCAACUCGUACUCCAAUGCACUCAUGGCACUUCUUCUAUCAAAUCAGUUUGCUGAAUUGAAAGGUGCCGUGUUUAAGAAGUUUGACAGAGAAGGCUUGUUUCAAGUUGCCAUGUCCGACUUGACCGAAAGAUUUCAGCUUUCCUUGAUGUUGUUCAUCAUAUCCGUCAGGAACUUAGCCCAGUUGAACAUGACGCAAUUGGGUCUUGUCGUUCCAGAUAGUUGGAAAUCAUGGAAUAAAUGGUUUGGCGCCAUCUUCGGCCCCUCCAUGGUGGUUCUUGGCUCUGAAGUCUUUGUUGACUGGCUCAAACAUUGCUUCAUCAUAAAAUUCAACCGCAUUAAACCUAGAGUUUACAAGAACUUCCUAUAUGUUUCCAGUACUGACUUCAUGGAGGUUUUUACGCUAAACUCAAACACAUCAACACUGAAUGAGAUGUCUGACUACAUCAUUCUUGCUAAGAGAAUAGGGCUCCCGAUUCUAUCUCUUUCAAUUUGCUUCUUGAGGAUGACGUUACGUGACUUGAAACAGCUUUACGUGCCUUCUUUCAAUCUUCUGAGCAUUCUUGCUUGUGGCCUUUUAGCAGCUUUAACAUUCAUCACUUUGUUGGUGAUCAGGCUUGUCCUUGGUCUCUGGAUCUUGAAGUGGGCUAGAAGAAUCAAGCACAAUCAUGAAGCAUAUCAAAACGAGUUGGCUGCUGCGGCACUCACAAGCUCUCUAAUAUCCGAAGAACUGGCCGUGUCUUCUGUUCAAGAUAACUUUAGUCGAGAGUUCACUCCAGAAACAGACCCACUAUCUAUGAAGCCUUCACCUUUCGAUAAGUUCCGGCCCAGCGUCGACCCCAUAGACACAUCUUAUACGAGUCUGUAUAAGUUACUGGAGUGGUCGCCUAAUAGUCAAUCAAAUGUGCCUUCAACUACGUCGAGUGAUUCGCAGAGCGAGAUUGAGCAAUCAUUCAUCCCAGGUGUUCCAAAUACUGAGUCCUCGUCCAUCAACCCUCGAACAAGAGGAUUUCUUUACGAUCAUGGUGAACUGGUCCCACCUACCGGGGAGGAGAAGAGGAAUGAUUUGGUGAGAAAUAGAGCAAAGUUCGAUUCAAAGUUCUCAAGUCAUUCUGGUGAGGACGCUCUAAAAAGCGUUCAUAGAUACGAGAUGUCAAGCAAACGUAUCUGGUAA
This is a messenger RNA of Candidozyma haemuli, 2067 nucleotides long. RefSeq lists its product as uncharacterized. NCBI's taxonomy places the organism in Eukaryota, Fungi, Ascomycota, Pichiomycetes, Serinales, Metschnikowiaceae. Bases 1 to 2067 code for a protein of 688 amino acids. Gene Ontology annotation, biological process: maintenance of protein localization in endoplasmic reticulum. Gene Ontology annotation, cellular component: endoplasmic reticulum membrane. The record is from RefSeq and is a predicted model, not a curated record. The transcript has a single exon.